AUGGUUAAGGAGGGCAUAGUUCUUGGCCAUAGAGUCUCCAAGAAUGGCUUAAAGGUUGAUAAAGCAAAAAUUUUUAUGAUUGAACAACUUCCUCUACUUGUUAAUGUUAAGGGUGUGAGGAGCUUUCUUAGCCAUGCAGGAUUCUAUCAUCGCUUUAUCAAAGACUUCUCUAAAAUAGUCAAGCCUCUUUGUACUCUUCUCGAAAAAGAUGUCGAAUUUAAAUUUGAUGAUUUACACUUGAAGGCAUUUAAAGAGUUGAAGAAAAGACAUGUGUCUGCACCCAUCAUGAUAGCUCCUGAUUGGAGUUUGUUUGUCAUUGUGAUGUGUGAUGCUAGUGAUUUUUCCAUGGAUGCUAAGCUCGAUCAAAAGAAAGAAAAAAAAGAGGUUGUUAAGCUACUUAGUGCUGGGAUCAUCUAUCCUAUAGCUGACAGUGAGUGGGUGUCUCCAACCCAAGUUGUACCUAAGAAAGGGGGGAUUACUGUGGUAAAAAAUGAGAAAGGAGAGCUUGUUCCAACUAGAGUUCAAAAUGCUUGGAGAGUGUGCAUAGACUAUAGGAAGCUCAAUAAUGUGACUAGGAAGGACCAUUUUCCUUUGCCUUUUAUUGAUCAAAUGCUUGAGAGAUUGGCUUCCAAGUCCCAUUAUUGCUUCCUAGAUGGGUUUAGUGGGUAUUUUCAGAUUCCUAUAGCUCCUAGUGACCAAGAUAAGACUACCUUUACAUGCCCCUUUGGUACAUUUGCCUAUAGGAGGAUGCCUUUUGGUCUUUGCAAUGCACCUGGUACUUUUCAAAGAUGCAUGAUGUCCAUAUUUUGUGAUUUUAUUGAACAUUGCAUGGAAGUCUUUAUGGAUGAUUUUACUGUGUAUGGUGAGUCCUUUGAUUCAUGCUUGCAUUCUUUAGAUAAAGUGCUUGGUAGGUGCAUUGAAAAGAAGCUUGUGCUUAACUUUGAAAAAUGCCAUUUCAUGGUAGAUAAAGGAAUUGUUUUAGGCCAUUUGAUUUCUUCCAAUGGCAUAGAGGUGGAUAAGGCCAAAGUAGAUGUGAUUGCUUCUUUGCCAUAUCCUGUUUGUUUGAAAGAUUUGAGAUCAUUUUUGGGACAUGCAGGCUUUUAUAGGAGAUUUAUAAAGGGGUUUAGUAAAGAGGUUGUUAAGCUACUUAGUGCUGGGAUCAUCUAUCCUAUAGCUGACAGUGAGUGGGUGUCUCCAACCCAAGUUGUACCUAAGAAAGGGGGGAUUACUGUGGUAAAAAAUGAGAAAGGAGAGCUUGUUCCAACUAGAGUUCAAAAUGCUUGGAGAGUGUGCAUAGACUAUAGGAAGCUCAAUAAUGUGACUAGGAAGGACCAUUUUCCUUUGCCUUUUAUUGAUCAAAUGCUUGAGAGAUUGGCUUCCAAGUCCCAUUAUUGCUUCCUAGAUGGGUUUAGUGGGUAUUUUCAGAUUCCUAUAGCUCCUAGUGACCAAGAUAAGACUACCUUUACAUGCCCCUUUGGUACAUUUGCCUAUAGGAGGAUGCCUUUUGGUCUUUGCAAUGCACCUGGUACUUUUCAAAGAUGCAUGAUGUCCAUAUUUUGUGAUUUUAUUGAACAUUGCAUGGAAGUCUUUAUGGAUGAUUUUACUGUGUAUGGUGAGUCCUUUGAUUCAUGCUUGCAUUCUUUAGAUAAAGUGCUUGGUAGGUGCAUUGAAAAGAAGCUUGUGCUUAACUUUGAAAAAUGCCAUUUCAUGGUAGAUAAAGGAAUUGUUUUAGGCCAUUUGAUUUCUUCCAAUGGCAUAGAGGUGGAUAAGGCCAAAGUAGAUGUGAUUGCUUCUUUGCCAUAUCCUGUUUGUUUGAAAGAUUUGAGAUCAUUUUUGGGACAUGCAGGCUUUUAUAGGAGAUUUAUAAAGGGGUUUAGU
Messenger RNA from Prosopis cineraria, 1878 nucleotides. RefSeq lists its product as uncharacterized. The record is from RefSeq and is a predicted model, not a curated record. NCBI's taxonomy places the organism in Eukaryota, Viridiplantae, Streptophyta, Magnoliopsida, Fabales, Fabaceae. The annotation marks the transcript as partial. The transcript is spliced from 3 exons.